Messenger RNA from Limulus polyphemus (Atlantic horseshoe crab), 12094 nucleotides. RefSeq names its product protein unc-80 homolog. The coding region runs from base 487 to 7347 and encodes 2286 amino acids. Gene Ontology annotation, biological process: monoatomic cation homeostasis. The transcript has 47 exons. Gene Ontology annotation, molecular function: monoatomic cation channel activity. Gene Ontology annotation, cellular component: axon; cation channel complex. The record is from RefSeq and is a predicted model, not a curated record. NCBI's taxonomy places the organism in Eukaryota, Metazoa, Arthropoda, Merostomata, Xiphosura, Limulidae.
AGCAAAUCUGUUGACCAUGAUGAUUACAGUAGAGAAAUUAUUUCUUCACCCACUGUGUUUGUUGUAAAUGAGACAGUUCCAGAGAAGUCUAGCAGAAAGUCCUUUUUCAGGAGGCGAGGCAUUCGUAAAGCUCCAAGCAAUCAAAGUGUAUUUGAUGAUCGAGAAGAUCACUCAGUUUGUGCCAGUCCUGCUUUAGGACAAAGUACUUCUUCAUUAUUACGUCAUCAUAGAGCUGUUACUCCACGACUCAGUGUUUCAGAAGAAGGAGCCCACUCACUGCAGAGAACUCCAAAAAGUAGUCGUCGACGUUUUCCUAUUGUGCAUUGGUUAAAAGGAGAACGAGUGAAGCAUGCCAGACAAAGGUGGAGCAAAAGUGGGUCUGCUUCUCCAGUUUUAUCAAAAAGUUACCCUGGGAGUGAAAGAUUAUCUCGUCGAGCAAGCUGCAUUAGUCGUACUUCUAAACUGGGUCAGAAGUCUUCCAGUCAGAUGAGUUUGACAUUAUCACGAGCACGGAAGAGAAUGGAAGAUCAUUUAAAUAAAAUUGGAAUUGGACGAAAUAAAAAUAAAUAUGGAAGCUUUGAAGAACCCUUAGAUCUCAGUCGACGCAACUCUUUUGAUCUUGAGCAUGGAGCUCGUGAUGGAGAUCUCCUAGUGGUAAAGGAGAGCAAACUAGUAAAUAUUCAACUUGUGAGAGAUGGGAUGUUUCGUUUUGCUUUCCUAAUGGAAACCUGUCAUCCUGGAACAAUACCUGAUCCUCCUCUCAUGGCUGCAGCUCUAGACCUGAAAGCUCCAGUAGUUGCUCGUGCAGCAUUAUAUUUGGAAUGCGCACACUUCAUUCAUCGCUGCAAUAAAGGCCAGUGGCCUACCUGGAUGAAGCUUAAUUUACCAAUGUUUAGACCAUCAGGACCUCUUGGUAAUCGAGGAACACCUUCUGGCUUAAGAAGAACCCAUAUUUUACAACGAGCUGCUGGUCGUAUGUUUUAUCAGUGGGCAGAAGCUAUAGGUGCUCGUUUAGAAGAAAUGUUACAACGAGAACAGUGUGACUCAACUGAAAAUCUUCUUGCUGUGGUAGAUGAAAAUAAGAAGCGUCAGUAUCGCAUAGAAGAUGAUGAAGAAGAUUUUCUGGAUGAAGCAUGUGUCAACCCUAUGGGUAACAACUGUCCUUAUGCUUUGAAAAUGGCUGCAUGUCAGCUUUUAUUGGAGAUUACUGCUUUCUUACGAGAGACCUACCAGUAUUUGCCUCACAAAUCUUCUCGCCUCUCAACAAGGGAGAAACAUUGUUUUGAACCUAGAAGUGUUACUGCUAAUCGACGUUGGAGCAUGGCCUUGAGUAGUUUGGGAUUUAGUCAGAACUCGGCACAUAGCUUGGUGUCUUUAGCUGAACAAGGACAUCCAUUUGCUUUAAAUGAAAGGAGAAUUAGUUUUGUUCUUCAUGAAGCAGAUGCUGAAGUAGAAUCAGAAAAUAGUAGUAACACGACUCUGACAGUUCAGGAAGACCCUAAUUGUGGAGAUGAGAAAAAAGGGAGAAGAAUUGCUCAAGGUCGUACUCACCUGCUCCGUCGAACACCUGGAUCAGCUCCUUGCCAUAAUUCUAGUUUCAAAAGAAGGAGUCUAAAGUUAAAGAAACCUGUAGAUAGAAAAAACAGACCACGCUCUUCAACUUUUGCUGAAGAUGAUGAUGAAAGCUACUUGAAAAGAACAGAGAGUAUCCACUCUCGGCGAAAAGUGAGUGCAGUAUCUGAUCGUAGUGACACCAGUGAAAGAGCAGAUGUUAGUGGAGAGGAGUCUCCAGGUGUUUUGAGUGAUGAACAAGCCCCAGAAAGCCCAAAUGAUGUGUUAGAAAGUGAUGAUGUGUCUCUUACUAAAAACAUGCCUUGGUUAAAGGUUCUAGUUCAAGUUUCAAGCUCCUUAAAUUUUAGCUGCCCACAUCAACAUUUCUGUCACCCAAACUGUUACCGUCGACAGAUGAGAGCCUGUAAUCGCUUAGUGAAAGCAGUUCGCAAGGUUUAUGGUGAUGAAAUAGGAGUUGUUAAAGACACAGAAAAACAGCCAGAGGAUAAGGAAGACAGCAAGAAAGAAAAAAAGCUGAAAAAGAUUAUCACUGCUCCAAGUUCACCUCUGCGUCGUAAAGCAAGUGUGGCUCAUAACCUUGACAAGAUUGAAAAGGCAGUGGAUGCUCCACAUCUGGGAGCACUGCGUUCACUUCACAGUAGUAUCACAUGCUUGGCUCAUGAUGUAGAGGCGGGAGGAACAGCAGACAAAGGAGAACAGAAGCUUGGACCAUACGUGAAAAAAGAACCCAAAGAAGAGCUUCCAAUUGUAAAAUACUUAAAAAAUCAGGUUAUGACCUUGUUUCACAGUCCUCUGUCCACACUUGUGAAGGGAACAGUGGUCAUGUCAGAUAACUGCUUUAAGGACAUUAUGAACGUUGUAUGGAAACUUUUGUUGGAAAGUGAUCAACAGCUGGCUGCAACAGCAGCUGCUUUGUUUACUAUAUCUUCAGUGAAAGCACCAGAUCAGGCUAGUGAGCUUUUAGAGAAAGAGCUUAAACAUGAAGAUACAGCCCAGAGGAUAAAUGCUAUUCACAGGUUUCAUGCCCUAUGGCAAUUUAGAAAUCAGUGUUGGCCAAGGAUGGAAGAUGGAGCACAAAUGUAUUUUAAGGUGCCUCCCCCAGUUGUUGAGUUCACACUCCCUUCACCAAAGAUAGCCAUAGACUCUGUACCUAUUGCUGACCCUCCAUGGUUGCCUCACGUGAAAACAAAAGUAGAAGAGGUCACCAUCAAUCAGGAUCAAUCGUUGCAGAGGUCCUUUGUAACAGCCACAAAGACUCGAAGGAAACAACAGGUGGAGUUGAUACACAGAGCUUUGGAAGCAGAAGAAGACAAGAAACAAACAGCUCGAGAAAACUUUCCCAUUACAUCUGUAGCUGUCAACCUACAUGCUGCCUAUGAACCAGCACUAUACCAUGCAGUAGAAGAACAUGAAGAAGGAGAAGAAGAUGCUUUAACCGAACGAAACAUGCAGCAUCACAUACAAAUGGCCCAUCCACUCUUCCCCUCUUGUUUGUGUUCUUCAACUUUUCAUAUCAUUAGUCUUCUUGAUGAUCCUCAAGUAAACAUAGAUGGUGUUGCUGUUUAUGAAGUUGCUUACAAAGUUAUCUGGUUGUGUCUCGUGGAAGACACAGCCCUUUUUAUGCGACACUUUCUUGAAAAACUAACCCGAGAAAAACAAGAUGUCAUACUUCAAAUUUUGAGGAAGCUUCUACAUUUUAUCCCCCGUCUUCCCCCUCAGGCAGCUUACACAUUGUACAACUAUUUUAUUGGAUAUAUUAUGUUUUAUGUGAGAACUCCUGUUGAAGGUGGACAAGAACUGAUAGCGAAUGCUCUUUCUCUUGUUUGGCUUGUGGUGCCAAGUGUUCAGGGAUUGUUCUUCAAGGACUUAAAACAAAUUCUGAGGAAAGAACAGUGUGAUGCCUCCCUGCUAAUCACUGCCAAUGUUCCCAGUGCCAAGAAGAUCAUCAUUCAUGGGCCAGAUGUUGGAGGAAUUCCUUCACAGUUUCCAGUUCAUGAGGAUACUCAGUUUCUUCAUGUACUGCAAGACAGCUUUGAAUUUUUUGGAAUUGAAGAGGCUGAACAGAAUUCUUAUUUUCUUGUUGACACUAAGACAAAUCAAAUUCACAAUUUGGAGUCUUUUGUUAGAGAUUUCUACUUCUUCAAGCGCUCACAAUAUCCUCAGCUUUCUCUAGUUCAGAUGGAUCCAGAGCAAGCUUUUCAAAGACAACAGCAGCAGGCUCUAACUCUAAAGUUCUUGGAGCUAGGAAAGGUGCUGAUGACAGUAUCCGUUCUGAAGACAACUAACCAGGUUUUACAAAGAGUGUUGGUUUUACAUGAAGAAUUGAUGAAGCUGCCAUCGUUUCCACGCAAAGCUCUUGAAGCAGACUUUAGCUUAUAUGCUGGAAAUCUGGGCAAGGAAAUGCUGGGAAUAGAUACCCUUCACAAGCUGGUAUGGGUAAAGCUAGUGGCUCGUAUGUUUGAAGUGAUGGCAGGUUUCUUUGCUCACUCUUCUGAUAUUCACCUCUUUGUAAAUGUGGUAAAUGGAGCAUUAGUGUUACACUGUGAAGAUUGCACCAUUCUCAGGCAGUGUUUGGCUACUUUUAUAAAUGCUGCUCAACAGUUCAAAAACAUCUUUGCAAGCAAUGGUUAUCUGCUGAUUAUGCCUACCAUCUUACGUAUAUACUCCAAUCAUCAGACUAACAGUUUGCUGUGUCGAUCUAUUGAAUUUGUUUCCAAACAGUUCUACAUCAUGCAUCGUAAGCCCUUUAUUUUGCAGAUGUUUGGCAGUGCUGCUUCCAUUCUAGACCUAGAUACAACUAGCAUGUAUGGAGAUGCAAACAAGGUCCAGUCCAAGGCCUUUUUUCAACUCCUUUUAUCUUUUGGCCAAUACAUAGUUGACCCUUUAGAUAUCUUGGGGCUGGUAAAAGGGGAAAAACCAUUACGAGCAUUAGAUUUUUGCUAUCAGAUGGAUCCAGACACACUGACUAUCCAAGACUGCAUCUCCUUAUGUGUAACAGUGGUAGCUUAUGCUCCAGACUCACAGCGAGGUCACCAAAUGCUGACAAUCCUAGAAGCUGUUCUUCCAUUUUAUCUAAACCAUCUGCAGAGUCAAACUCUUAAGAAGGAAACCCCAGGAGGUGCUCGCACUGAAAUACAAGCAAUCCACAGUAUAUCUGUUUGUAUGAAAACCCUGAUUACAAACUGUGAGGUUCUUGCUAGAAACUAUACUGGUCCCCAUCGUGCUAUAGAUCUUCGUGGUUCUAGCAUCAAGAAUGCUUCGAAAGGUGCUUGCUCUCCACCAUUUGAAGUUGAUGAGGAUAGUCAUUCUAACUUUUACAUCUCUCGUCGACAGCAGCAGUCUCAGUAUGAUCGACAUGUAGAAGACAGUGAGAUACUACGUGCAGAAUUUCGCAAGCCUAGAGACACUAUAUUGUUUGUGAUUUCAGAGUUUCUCACUACCUGCACUCGACGACUUGCAACUCUUAGCAAAAAAGUUCCUGAUUUAACUUCGAAGGCAACUGAACUCUUAGAUUUGAAGUGCCACUUACGUCUAGCAGAAAUUGCCCAUAGUUUAUUGAAAGUAUCACCAUACGAUCCUGCCACCAUGGCCUGUAGAGGACUGCACCGCUAUAUGAAUGAAGUUCUUCCUAAUACUGAGUGGGUCCAGGAAGCUAUGCGUCCAGCUCUCAUAAUGGUUCUACGUCGAUUGGACAAGACAUUUAAUAAGAUAGCUAAGAAGCAAACUAUAAAGAGACUGGUUGACUGGGAAGCAGCUAGAUCUCUACUAAAAGGUGUUUACUUGACUUUGUACAAACACACAUAUAUUGCACAUCUGCCUCAUCUGAAGUCUCUGACAGCUGUAUGUCAGGGGAUAUUGCUUGGAGACAACUAUACUUUACCACUCGCCACUGAAAGUCUGUCAACUUUUAACACAUCUUUGGCAGCUCUGUCUCAGUCUCCACCUGCCAGUUUUGUCUCUGUGGCUGUAAGACUUAUAGCAAUGCAGAUGUUGGCUCUUGGGGAUUCUCUGACCUUAGAGAGUGUCUGUGGUGGAGUAAGUGCUGUAUGUUCCAGCCCAGAGAAAACUGAAAUUUAUCUAAUGAACUUGAUUCUUCCUAUGUGUGUGCGUGUAACUAGUGGAAUUAAAGAUUCCCUGAGACUUUGUCAGAUGGAUAUUAGUUUUGCUCUGGCUGUUAUUAUCCAUGGCCUUACUCCUCCACAGUCCAAGAACACAUCUACAGGAAAAUCGGUAUCUGAAGGUCAAGGACCUGAAAAAUCUCCAAGGAAGCCUCGCUCUUCUCUGUUUCAAAUUGGAUUCCUAGGUCUAAAAGUGAUGAUUGUCUGUUUCGAACAUGAGUUAGCAGGAGAAUGGUAUAAGAUUGCUCGUUGUAUCCGUGAACUUGGAAACAAGCUGUUUGGUGGACUUGCUUUAUGGAAUUUUUUGGACUUUGUAGUGACCCAUCGAACUCCUCUCUUCAUCCUUUUGUACCCUUUAAUAAAAUAUAGGAUUCUGCAAACAAUUUGUGACAAUGAACAAGAAUACUAUUAUCAGCAACUGAUCAGAGAGAAGCUUCAAGGAUUCAGUCUACCAACCCCAAAGAGUCGUGGAACUCUUCUUAUGGAUUUAGUGGCUGAGAUGAAGGCUCUCAAGGAUGACCUUGUGUCUCGUAAGUUAGAUUCCUACAGUAUUGGAGACAUUUCACAGUCCACCAGUUACACUCGAAGUGUGAUUGGUGGAGCACAUCGUCCUAGCUUUACAGAACUGACAUCAGACCAACACAGUGUAACUCGUCUUGGAAAUCCCCCAGGCUUAGUAUCCACUGGAUCAUGUCAUGGACGUGGAGUAGAAUCUCGUGGUAGUGUAACUUCUCAUAAAUCAGGUUUGUCACAUCAGUGGAGUGUUAGAAGUGACAGCAAUGUCCCAUCACGAGGACUCAGUAUACGACUUCAUUCUAGAGAUAGAAGUCAGAAAGUGGUUGAGAGGUUUUUACGUCGUACUAGCUACCCUGAACAUGAAGGUGCAAUAUCCCAAGAUAUCCUGGAAGGUGAUCAGGCUGCUUCCUCUGAACCCAGAUUAUUUCGAAAGUCCACCCUGUACAUUAAAAUGCGAGGCAGCAAGAAAAGUUGUGGAGGUGGAAGUCAAUCUUCAAUAAUUGGUGGAGAAGAGGGAGUGGAUGUUGAGAGAAGCCAGGAGAAUAUUACUGGUUGGAGAGCUCCCACCAGCCAGCCGACCUCCCGUCCCACCAGUCCUUCUGGCAUUCAUUCUCCUGAUCAUGAUAGUGAUUCCCAUCGUCCACGCCACCGUUUGCAACGACAAAAGGCACAAAGCCGUAAAACUUUUCGAUUUCGUAAGUCAAGACGAAGUGCUGGCUUUGCUGUGGAGACUAAGCAACCCACUGAAGAAAUCCCAAUGGCAACAACUAUGAAACAGCUAACAUUAGCUGAGGAGGGCUCUUUGUGUGUGAAUGAAUCAGAUGUAACAUCCAUAAUCCCAGAAGUGGAUUUCUUUCCCAAACAGAAAACUGUCGUAGAAGAAACAACUGUGGAUUACCAUGCUCCCCGGCGAAGAGGAGCAGUUCAUAUGAGGUCACACUCUCCAUCACCAAGUCCAGAAGGACCUUCUCUCCCUCUUUUUCCAAGCAAAGACACUUAUAUUACCCAAAAAGAGUCUAAUGAGUCACUGAGCAACAGCGAAAAUGCAGCUCUUUUGAAAGAAGAAGAAAAACCAAAAUCCAAUUCACAAUCUUCAUUGUUAUUGGUAUUUCCCAAAGAUGCAGAGACUACAUGUGUUUAAAAAUAGUUCAGGUCUCAUUCCCAUUGUCAUCUAGUUUUUGUUGAGAAUGCAUGUGUUCAACAAUAGCUCAUGUCUGAUUCUCAUCGUUUGUUUUCUCGUUUGAAGAAAUAUUAGUAUGUUGUGAGCUUUAUAUCGUUUUCAGCUAAGGUAAAUUUGAUAUGAUAUUAUUAUUUAUUUUGUUAUCCCCGGUUAAAUCAUUUCUUUCCUUUACAAUAUUCCCGUCAGCUUCAAAAUAUGUUAAAUAAAAUUAAUCAAAAAUUGUAUACUUGUUAGAAAGGAAUGAUAUAGAAUUAAUUCUAGUGAUUAAAUUGAUACUUUAAAAUAUUCACUAUACUGAAUUUAUACCAGUGUCUUUGUGGUGAUUAACAGUUCAGAGCCAAGAUAUCUAGUUUAGUGGCUUUAUAGCCUAAAAGAUUAAUAUCAGUUCUUCCAUUUUAUUAUGAAAUUUAUACCUUCCUCUUCAUUUGCAAUGUGUCUUGUAAAACAAAAUUAAAAAAUAAGAAACAAUAUUAAAGUAUAUAUGACAUAUAUUUGUAAAAGAAGCAAACCUUAAUUGCGUAUAGUUGUGAUGAAACCUAUAGAUUUAUAUUGUUUCAGAUGUGUUAAAACUAUGCCCAUUUUAUUGUCUGUGUUUUCAAGCAUCAACUAUGAUGAGGACUGUACACAAUGUUCGUUAAUGGAGUGUAACAGAACUACAAGAAAGCUGUCAGUUUUAUCUUCUCCACAAAAGCAAUAGCUGUAAUAAGGACUAUAGAUCACAUUAAGUAAAUUACCUUUAACAAAACUACAAUAAAACUUUGCUUCCUCCUUCUGUAACUCCUUUUUAAAUAGUAGUUGUGAUGAGGAUUGUAAACUAAGUUGAAAUUUAGUUGCAAAAUAAGGGCAAUAUAACACAGUUUAGUCGUUCUGUAACUGUUUUUCUGAAAUUAUACUUUAUAAUAGUUAUCUAUAGACAUUGUUGACAAGUUUGGCAGUAACAAAAAUUUUCUACAAUGUUCUGUAACUACACAUUUCAAACAGCAGUUGUGAUGAUGACUAUAUAUCACGUUGUUUCAGCUGUAAAAAUGUAGUGGUGUUGCUGUGCAAAUGAUGUUAACUUUCGUCAACUGUGGAAUUUGAGUGUUGAGAUAUACCUUUAACAGAUGAUUGACAGUUUCUCUUUUGCAUUAUAAAUAAGAUUACAUUCUUCUCUUCUGGUAGAAUGUUUAUUGGCAAUGGUUCAGUUUUGGUUCCAAAAUCAGAAAGAUUUCAAAGUAAAUCUCCGAGUCAAACUUGAAAAAAUUUUGGAAAAAAGUGCACAUGCUCUUGGUUCAGUUUGUCCAAUUACAGUGAAGUUGGUGGAAACAAAUUGUAAGUAACAAAGGUUUGAAACAAUUGUAUAUUUAUUAUAAAUAGGUUUAUUUAGUGACACUUCUUUCCUAAAGUGAUUUUAAAAAACUAGAGUAGAAUUAUUUAUAAUAGGGGUGUAAUUUCAUCUUUGUCUUAGAAAAUGUUUUCAAUGAUUUUUAAAAAAUGAAGAAGUGUUAAGAUGAUGAAUGACGUGAUGACAUAAGUACCAUGAAGAAAUAUUAUUAAGAUGAUUUCAAAAGUAUUUGGUUCACAUUUAUGAAUAGUAGGAAGUACUAUUAUAAGAGAUAUUUGGAGAUGUGAAGAAGGGGUAUUAUGAUGAUAAAUAAAGAGUUUGGCAUUAAUAAGUUGAAAAAUAAAGAAAUGUUAUUACAAUUAUAUUAAAAGAUGUGUCUGACAGGGAUAUGAGAAAAAAUAUUGUGAUGUUAAGUGACAUGUCCAACAUGGUAAACGUGUGUAAAUCCUAAAUUCUAUAACCUCACUGGCUCAGCAGGUGUUGGGGAUUUAAUUCUAUAUCUGUCUUUAAGCCAGUAAGUAUCUGUAUGUAAAUUGUUACUGUUGUAAGACAUGACAUGUAAAAUUGGCCAAUACUAUAUACAUUAGUAAAUAUUAUACACAGUGAAAACUUUAUAAAACUAGCAAUUUCAGCCCAUGCACUUGUACAUUUGCUAUACGGAAUAAAGUUAACUCUCUCAGGUAGAAGGGAAUACAUUAUUUUUAAUAUUUAUUUUAUAACUUUUUUCUUGGUGACAUCACAGUUAUCUACUAAAACUUAAAUUUAUAAAGUCUCAGGGUUUUUUAUUUUUAUUAAUAAUAGCCAAUUACAACCUGUAUUUAAAGUACUGUUUCUAAACUGACAAGAAAUAUUUGAUUUAAGUAAGUGAGUAUUGCCUCCCAGUGGCUCAGCAGUAAGCCUAAAGGCUUAAAACACUAAAAACUAGGUAUCAAUACUUGUGUGGGCACAGCACAAAUAGCCCAUUGCAUAGCUUUAUGCUGAACAACAAACAAAUGAAAAAUGUAAGUGUUAUAACUAGUGAUGCUGACUAGUGGAUAGUAAGUAAUAAUAAAUUCAAAUAGCCAUGUUAAAUGUGAAAUGCGCUUUUUAAUAGAUGAUACUAUUAAUCUAGUCUGAAAUGUACCUGUGAAUUUUAAUUGGGAAAUGCAAUUAAAUGAUCUGCUGAACCAAGUGGCACAACCCUGUAUGUUAGUUACACUGUCACUUGAGGGUCAUUAUUCACAAUUAUUAGCUUAGGUUUAGGAGACACACAUACUGAAUAUCUGUACAUAAAACCAGAUAUGUUUUUUCCUAUUUUAAGUUUUAUUAACUUACACUAUUUAUUUUUGAUACUAUUAUUUUCUUAUUUAUUUCACUUUAUUUUUAAGUUUGAUAUGGUGCCAGUCAUAAAUGAGAAUCUACUUGAUAGUACACUAUUAUAUUUAGUGAAUAAUUGUAAAUUUACCAGUGAUCAUAGAAAUGCUUCUUUCAAACUCCAGUAAUAAGUAGACUGACCUCUGGUGACUUGUAUAGAUCUCAAUGUUAUUUGAGAUGUUUUUAAGAUGAUGCAAAUGUUUUUUCAUAUAAAUGAACACGCAGAUGUGUAUUGGUGGGUUUAAAAUUGUGUGUGUGUCUAUAUAUAUAAAUAUAUAUAUAUUCAAACAUACCUGUACAGUUAAAUAUAUUUAUAUGGUAUGGUAGUUAAUUGUCACUAAUUGCCAUGUUUUACAAAGACACUGGCAUGAGUUCUUUUAAAUGUCUAUUGUACAACCUCAGAAAUAAGACAUGUACCUGAUCCGGAGUGACUUUAAUUUGUGGUUUCCUUAAAAGAGCAUUAUCAAAAUUAUAAUGUUAUUGCUUACUGCUCAAGAUGUUUUAGUCUCCUUAUGAUAGUAACACAAGAUAUUUAAUUAUGUCAAAAGAAGUGAUGUUCUUCCCACCAGUCCUGCCUAAAGUAGCCAAAGGUUUCUAUAAACAUAUAUCUAAACAAUUUCAAACAAUAUCACUUAAAAGAUAUUAGUGAAUUUAAUAUAGAAAAAACUUUUUAUGUAGAGCAUUCCUUUUGCAACCAAUUUUAAGGAUAGCAAUAUCUUUAUAGAAACUGUAUUUUAACAAGAUUUUCUGUGGCAGAUUACUCUGCAGAAUAUUUAGCGUAAUCAAGAAAUUCCCCUUUAUUUAUUUAUAUAUAUUUACAUAUAUAGUAAUUCAGCAAAAAUAUGUAUCAUAUUGUUUUCCAUAUUUCAAUUACUGUUUACUGGUACUUAAAAAACUAAGUUAGUUAUCACACCAGUGGAAGUAUGUUCUUCUAAUAAACUGGUUUGGUAAAGAAACCAUAAAAAUUAUUUUACAACUUUUUUCUAACUUUAAAUAGUGAAAUAUUUCAACUGCAUCAUAACAUUAGUUGUUUUGUUUUUUUGUUGUUGUAAAACUGUUUUAUAUUUAUUUACUCAUUCCUGUAAUAAUAAACAAUUCUUUUAUCACAGUUGUGAUUUGAACAUCAAAAACUAGCAGAGUAUUGAGAUCUUAUAGGCCCACAAGUCACUACUCCCUCAGUUCAGUACCAGAACUCAUUAGAGUGUCUCCAUGACCAGAGACAAUUUGAAACACUAUUUAUUUAUAGUUUGAAAUCCAUAAUGGAAAAAUUAAGAGCAAUGUGAAAAACAUCUGCAAUCUAAGUGACUUGAAUUAUAAAUAUUAAGCUUAUUGGGUCUUUAGCAUUCAAACCAUAACUCUGAAAUGUGUAUACUUAGUAUAUAAAUAGCCUUUCUUAUGAACUUUUGUCUCUCACCAUCCAUCUCAGUUGACAAGUUAUAAUAUUGAGAGAAUGCCUAAUAAGCAAUGGCUUCUGGGAGACAAAACAUACAUCCAAAAUUCUACUUUUAUACACCACUGGUUUGAAGUCUGUACUAGACAAAGUAUGAGGAGUGUGAGAAAAACAUGCAUUCUAAACACUUGUUAUCACUAAUGUUAGGCGUAAUAGUUCCUAAUUCAUUUAUUAAUUUAAUUUGAGUAAACAUUUUGAUUUACAGUAUUAUGCUUUUUUUUCAUUUGUCAGUAUUAGAAAAUUAUGAAUGCAUUUUGUUCUAUUUUUAGCAUAUUGUUGGUUUAAUGUAGUUUUUAAAUCUUCAUAUUGGUGGUUAAUAAUGAGUAAGUUUUUGAUGUAACUGUUUAAAGAGUUCUGUCAAUUUUCUGUAACCUGUUACACCAAUUUGUUUAUUCUUCAUUAGAUGUUUGAUUAACAUAAUUGUCUUUUUGGCUUGAUCUGUCACUGGUGGUUACUAUCAAGUGUAAUUUACUGAUUACAAUUUGGAAACUAAUGUUUACAAUCAUAUGUACUAUUUAUGUAACACCAGUAGUUUAGUAAUUAAUUUGAAGAUUACAAAUAAACAAUAUUACUGUUGCUUA